Messenger RNA from Diversispora eburnea, 915 nucleotides. The record is from the annotation of a GenBank genome assembly. NCBI's taxonomy places the organism in Eukaryota, Fungi, Glomeromycota, Glomeromycetes, Diversisporales, Diversisporaceae.
AUGUCACAUACAACUACUAGUGACACAGAAAAUCAAGAAGCUUUAAAACCUUCUUCUUCUUCUCAAGAUCCAGUUAUUCCUUCUCAUAAAGAUGAUAAUCUUGACACUACCAUUUCUGUUUACUCUGCAAAACCAUCAAGUGAAGAUUCAAUUAAAACUCAUGAUAGUACCACUUCUGAUGAAGAAGAAUCUUUAAUAUUAGGCGAACAAUCAUCAUCAACGAAAUCAAAAUCAAGAGAUUGGUAUUCAGUUUCAGAAACUGAUAUCUCAUUAAUCCCUUAUGAAUAUCAACUUAGUCAUCGACAUUAUUAUACAGUUAAUAGUAGAUAUGAUUAUAUAAUUACUAGUCUUUCCGGAACACCUAUGUUAUACAUUAAUUCUACUUCCAAAGAAAUUGAAGAAAUUGUCUCUACAAAUUCAACAUUUGAACUUGCACUUGAAGUUUCUAAAUCAUGGAAACUUUUUACCCCCGCAUAUUAUGAAGUACAAGAAGAUCGAUAUCUUUCUGAUGGUAGUUCUUAUAAAGUAGUAACUGUCAGUGCUUCUUAUACUUCAUGGAUUUAUUUUGCUUGGGGUCCACCAAUAACCAUUAAAUUUAAAGUUACGGAUCAACUUAAUCCAUUGGAUCCUUUAAAUUUAACUCAAUGUGAAUAUCAAUUUACUUGGACUUGGAUUAUGAAUGGUUACGUUAAUAGAAAAUGUCCAAAUGAAGAUGAUUUAACCGAAAUUUCUUAUGUAUCUGGUUCAAGUUUAUUUGGUUUUUACUUUUGGAACCCUGAUGAAACGAUAAUUUAUGGUUAUUCAACUAUUCCAAAUUUAGAUCCAUUGGGAUUGUAUGAAAGUGCACCAUUCCCGCCCAUUAUACCUGCUUUAUAUACAGCUUAUUAUGAGUAUUUAAUCAAUCUAAAUAGUUAA